AGUACACUCUGGCUUCAAGAGUGAGGAGGGUUCGCUUCCAGUUCGAAAGCUUCACUCCACCACCAACUCUCACACGGAAGGGACGACCACCAAGACCAGGCUGGGGUACACCACUACUCAUCACAGUGUCCAAAAGAAAGCAGAAGGGCCUCAUUCACUCUGCAAAUAAAAAAGCUCAACUUUCACUCCGAGAAGAAAGCAGGCAGAUAAGCGACCCAACGAAUUAGAGAGCGACAACCAAAGCAAUAAAAUUGGAGACAGCGAGGCUCACCACGCGAAGAAAAAGAAGACUCUGACCGAUUAAACCAGUGUGUCGUUUGGAAUCUGGAAAUAUAAUAAAAUAGCAUAAGUUGCAACAAAGUAGGAGUAACAACGUGGUGGUUGAUACAGUUGGUGAUGCAAAUUAGUUGGUUAUUCCACUCGACACACCACACCACCACACAUAAUAAACCGUAUAGUAUCGUGGAGGACAAAGCCUAAAGUACGGUAACAAGAACGUGGAGUAGUUUGCAUUAUUAACUGAGCAAUUGUGAAAUUGAUGGGACCAUUGAUCCAUUAUUCAGCAGGGCCCAUUCAGCUGUAGAACAACACAUGCACAUUUUCUCUCUAGGCCACUUUUUCCACUCAAUUGUCAGUCUACUCCUCCUCGCCUGUUUUUGACCUCAGGUGGUGGGACUUGAUAAAACAAGGGACACACCACGUUCUCCUAUAUGCUCACACUACUACCACCCCCUCCCGAUCGUGGUCAAGACAGUGAUUCGCGCCCACCCACAGUGCUUCUUCUUCGAGUGAGUGACAAACUUUAUUUGCAAAAAGUGGGCGACAAAACUUGUCCAUGCCGGAGGAGCAGGAUUAGCAAGACUGUCAACUAAGAACUGCGACCAGAGUCACACCCCCAACACGACCACACAACAGGGAUCAGAUGCAUAGAGGAGGGGCCACGGGUGCGCCAUCGUACUACCCCACGGCGGUGGCCAUGUACUCGUCGGACAAAGUGAUGAAUGGCAAGCCGCUGGGCUCCGCGCCCGGCUCUUGUUUCCCUGGCAGAUAUUCCCCCACUUAUCGUGGACCAGACCCUAUGCGCCGCUGCGUCAACCCUACAGGUGACCUGUUUGGAGGGCUGAAUGACGGACUUCUCUCUCGCGCCGAGGCUCUUGUCGACAUGGGAAAGCACCCGGGCGCGUCGCCACCAGGACUUCAGCAGCUCAAGCAUGACAUGAUGUACCAUCCGGGGAUGGGGCCACCUCACCCCUCCCACAACCCCCGAGGACCCCACCAGGUAAACACCAACAACAACUCAGCAUCAUCCCCUUCUCAACACAAGUGGACUCAGUGGAUGGGUCACCCCGGCAUGGAGGGUUUAGACAUGCUUGACCCCAUCUCCUCCUCGACGAUGAUGACCUCUCUUGGGCCGAUGAACUCCGACUCUGGCUCCGUCUCUCACCACGGUCACACCCAACUCCACCCGUCCUCCGUCUACUCGGCACACUCCAUGAACUCCAUGAUGAGCCAUCCCUCCCUCCCCCACCCACAACUCCACCCGCCCCACCCCGCCAUCCACGACGCCGACACGGACCCCAGAGAGCUGGAAGCCUUCGCUGAGAGAUUCAAGCAACGCCGCAUCAAACUCGGUGUCACACAGGCAGACGUUGGCAAGGCGUUGGCGAACCUUAAACUCCCCGGAGUCGGGGCCCUCUCACAAUCCACCAUUUGUCGGUUCGAGUCGCUCACCCUGUCCCACAAUAAUAUGAUCGCGCUCAAGCCCAUCCUGCAAGCCUGGUUGGAAGAGGCGGAAGCCCAAGCUCGGUCCAAACGGCGUGACCCCGAUGCCCCCAACGUCCUCCCAGGCGGAGAAAAGAAGAGGAAACGAACCUCGAUUGCCGCCCCCGAGAAGCGCUCGCUCGAGGCAUACUUUGCCGUGCAGCCGCGUCCCUCUGGCGAAAAAAUUGCCGCCAUCGCGGAGAAGUUGGACCUCAAGAAAAACGUGGUUCGUGUCUGGUUCUGUAAUCAAAGGCAGAAGCAGAAACGUAUGAAGUUCGCAGCUCAACACUGACCCAAUAGUUGGUAGCGGAGGUAAAAAAACGACGACGCAGGGAGAAAAGAGUAAAAAAGAAGAAGAAGAAGGAGGAACCAGAGCUUGUCCCAAGACGACACUAUCUUCUAUACGUAAAUAAGCGACGGGCAAUAAAAAAUAAAAACAUAUCACGUUACAUACAUAAUUAUUACUAUACUCUAAAACUAAUCACGUACAUACAUACAGCAGGUAAUACAAAAUAGAUAGGUAGCUACUUAAAACUAAUCCAAGUCAGUCAGUCGUGUCCCCCUGCCUGCUGUUCUGCACCAGAAAGAAUACAAAGAAAAGAAAAACUGCACCACCCCCUUAAUUAACUCGCCCCACCCCGCACACAGGGUACCCAAAACAAACAAGUAAUAGCGACAAAAUAAUGGACUCUGACGACGAAACGGAAGAAGAAGAAACCGACUCUCUGCGACACAACACAACUACCGACCUUAUCUCCGCGCUUAUUAAUACUCCCUCAAUAUACAACCAGAAGAACUUAACUUACAGCAAUUAUCAUUCUCCUCCAAUCUAAUAAAAAUGCAUAUCAUAACCUGUGCUUGUAGCCAUAAUAAAGACAUACAGACAUCUCUCCAUGCAAACUUCCGAUCGAGGUGGCAAUCGUAAAUUGUACGUAGAUCAUAGUAACGACGAAGAUGGUGAAUAAAAAGUUGGUCAAGAGAAGAAGGUGACGGGACGGUGAAGAUCAAGAUUUUCGAUAUCCAGUUUGGAUUGACAUGUUAUUGAGUAAGGAUGAUGAAGUGGAAUGAAAUGAUGAUGAUGAGCAUAGCAAUAAGUUUUGUAGUGCACUGAAGAUGAUAAUCUUGUACAUUCUCUCAAGUCAAUAAAUAUACUAAUAAAUAAAUUACAUACAU
Folsomia candida is the source of this 2934-nucleotide messenger RNA. It is a transcript of the gene acj6, whose product is annotated as inhibitory POU protein. The coding region runs from base 923 to 2053 and encodes 376 amino acids. Gene Ontology annotation, molecular function: DNA-binding transcription factor activity, RNA polymerase II-specific; RNA polymerase II cis-regulatory region sequence-specific DNA binding. The record is from RefSeq and is a predicted model, not a curated record. The transcript is spliced from 6 exons. NCBI's taxonomy places the organism in Eukaryota, Metazoa, Arthropoda, Collembola, Entomobryomorpha, Isotomidae. Gene Ontology annotation, biological process: regulation of transcription by RNA polymerase II.